Molecule: messenger RNA, 2382 nt
Organism: Paracoccidioides brasiliensis Pb18
Exons: 5
Coding region: 1-2382 (793 amino acids)
Biological process (GO): regulation of DNA-templated transcription
Molecular function (GO): DNA-binding transcription factor activity, RNA polymerase II-specific; zinc ion binding
Source: RefSeq, a predicted model, not a curated record
AUGUCGGAUACCAAUCCCCUUACGUCCUCGUGGGACGUCCUGAUCCCGCAAAGUACUCCUGAGCUCGAACCAAGCCAUGAUUCUCUACAAGGGGACCGGGACGUAGAAUCAUAUCUCGAAGAAUUCGGUUUGCUCCAGCAGCCAGGGCAAACCCACCAACAUAAGAUGGCAGGUCGCUAUGGCCCGGCCAAUCAUAUUGACUUUAACCUCCCAGAUGCCAGCAUCCAAACAUGGAGUCUCGAUGGGAAUGCCAGAAGUCCCGACGCCGACUUUGGCCCCACAAGCCCAGAUACUACCGGAGAGGAACAUUGGCCUCUCUACCAUGCAUCUCUUUUUCCGGGCGCGGAGCAACAUCUCAGCACGACCUUCUUCUCACGUUUGGGUAAAUUCGACACAGCCUUGCAUUGUGACGCUCUGGCUGGAGAGUCCGGCUGCCUACCACCGGACCUGCUACAUCAGCAAGAGGAACCCUUUGUCACUGACUUUACGGACCCUAUUAUGCACGCAUAUGAACUGGAAGCUGCUUUCCAGGACCUACGGAAAUCAUGGCCUUUAAGUUUGGAGCAAGAACAGCCUCCUUAUGCUCAGACAUACGGACCUAUCAUACCAACGCACGAUGGCACUGGCAACGGUGAAGAGAGAGGUGCCUCAUACUCUCCAUUGCAACGUAUAGAAUUUCCCGGCUGCGGAGAGCCCUCAGGAACCGAUGCGAUUACUUCUCCAGUUCUGGAUAUCUCGUCCAAACUGACUCCGUCGCAGCUGUUUAAACAACAAGACAAUCAAUAUCACGAUGGCUCAAGCAAGAAACAAUCGCUGAAUAUACCCGACAAGGUUGACACGCUUUUUCCCGGUCACAAUACUCAUAUCUUCCUCAAUGACAGAUCUCAAGGUGAAAUCAGUCACAGAUAUACGCAGCGGCGGAAUUGCUCCCCAAAGGAAGACCAACUCCAGUUCUUCAAAAUAGUUCAGAUCACUCCAGAAAGGGAUGCAACAGGAGACUUUUCUGAUAAUCCAACUCUUCUGGCGGACCCGUCGAUUGAUACAACCGUACCUGGAUUUCCCUCGACAGGAGUGCCUUGUAAAGCAAGCCACAGCAAAAUUGUCACGGUGGCCCGGAAGCGGAAGAGCCCCAGUGUGGGCUCUGCCGACGAAAAGCCUGUGAAGACGAUGGCUAUACAGAUUGUUCAAGAAGAUGGGUUAGGAGGGUCAUUGGAGCCUUCCGCGUCUAUUCCGACAGUGCCACGAGCACGCCGCAAUGGCCCGUUGUCUUUCGAUGGGCGACGAGAAGCUGCAAUGCGGAGAAAGGAUAAGAGCGUCUGUGUGUGGUGUCGUCUGGCUAAGAAGAAAUGUUCUGGCGAAAGCCCAUGCGCCACCUGUUUAGAGCAGGCAAAAUCCAUUUUCUUUGAACAGCCAUGCGUGAAAGCGGACUUCUUCCAAAUUGUCGAGUCUGGGACUUGCAAUUAUAUUUCCCAACGAGCAAUCAACCAUCCUACACCUGACGGAUCAACACGGGUGAGGAUGGAGCUGCCAGCUACAUUCGAAAUGAAGAAUUUACUGGAACUCCUGGACAAGCGUCGUGGGAAAUUCAAUAUCCGCGCUCGUCAAUCAUGGGGGACCCUCUACGUAAUAGACUUGAAUGAGACAUAUAAUUAUCUCAAAGACCUCAAUAAAUCAGAAUAUAGCCCUCGCUACGAUCUUCGGGAGUUCAUCGAUCGCAAGAUCUUGAAAUUCAACAAGUGGACGAAUUGCGUUAGAGAGUGCGAUCCGAUAAAUAAUCUUUUCUCCCUCCUAUCCCAAUGGAAUAACAUGCCCAGCCGCGCUAGCUAUGACUUUGUCGCCAUAUCUGCAGACCAACCCAACCGUCCCAUGAACGUCCACAACCCGGAAGACUCUGUCGACAUCCUCCUAGCCGCGCAGCUCUCCCGCAUUAUCUGUCGCAAGCUCGAAGUGGACGGCUUCCGCGCUCUCCAGAACGCCCUGAACAAAAACAAAUGGGACUCCAUCCCCUACGAUGCCUUCACGGAGUUUGUCGCGCAGCUAGGCCAGAUCCUGCUCACGCUCCGGUGGCGGGUGUCGUGGUGGGAACUACUUGGGGAUGGCGGAACGACGCCAGAUGCCAAUAAGGAACGCUACGAGGACCGUGUCCGACGUCUCUGCCAGGUCUUGUACUUUUACUAUACUUCUGUGAAGUUGAAAUUGCCGGCGUGGACGACCCCGACCGGACUUGAUGGAAUAUGGUCAACGUAUGCAGAUGCGACUCGUAUUUGGGAUGAUUUCCCGUCCGCUGCGUCCAUUGAUGGGUUCAAUGCAUGGAUGGCAAGAGGCAAGGAGCUUAUUCAGGAAGCUGGUGUGCAGAGCCGGAUAUCGAAGUUCUGCAAGUAG